Messenger RNA from Echinostoma caproni, 669 nucleotides. The record is from the annotation of a GenBank genome assembly. NCBI's taxonomy places the organism in Eukaryota, Metazoa, Platyhelminthes, Trematoda, Plagiorchiida, Echinostomatidae.
AUGAACAAAAUUCGUAUCACCUCGAGCGUUUUGAUCAAUUUGUUUCUUUGCGCUUCACUUUCUUUUGGGAUUCAAUUUUCCCACAAGCACAUCAGUCCAUUCUUGACCUUGACCUUGGUUCACGGUGACCGAGAUGCCCUGAUGACUCAUGCUGAAGCACGUGAAUUCUGUUUGAAUUUGACAUCGACUUCCGGAAACGAAUCGGUGACCGCGGGAAACACUCCCGUUCAAAGCCCAAUAAACAACAAACCAUUUUUCCGAAUCAAAAGUAUUCGAAGCGAUUUGGUGUCUAUUCACACUCCGUCCAUGGUGCACGAGAUUAUGAGUUGGGUGUUACCACUGGAAAAACGUCAGUUCUGGAUCGGGGGGCAAUUGCGCAAAGCGAGACAAGCAUUUGAAGAUCGGGAUACGCAUCUGAUCCAAAGAUGGACGGACGGAACUUCGGCAAACUAUCGCUUUUUGGAUCUCUCCUCCGCUGCAGUGGAAAGAAUGCCUGAUGAUGAAGUCUAUUGCAUUUCAGUAGAUUAUACCAGUGGCAAGUGGGGUGCUCACAACUGUGACGAAAAAAUGUAUUUUGUAUGUGAAACGGUUAAGUUACCGGAGAUUGAACUCGGAACACAACCAAAACCAGCCAGCGCCACAACAACGACAUCGGGUCCAAAUUCAUAA